Molecule: messenger RNA, 615 nt
Organism: Symbiodinium necroappetens
Lineage: Eukaryota; Dinophyceae; Suessiales; Symbiodiniaceae
Source: the annotation of a GenBank genome assembly
GACCGCCAAUUCUUCUUUGGGGGUGAGCGAUUCAAAAUGUUCAAGGACAUUGUCAAGGAGCAUGGACAGUCCGAUCACGAACUGUUCCUCUGUUGGGAAGAGGCGAAGGUUACGUCAAGCCAUGAGAACAGUGUCACGACGAACCAGAACAUCCAUGUCAACAUGGACGGGGCAUUGGCUCGAGAUCUGAGGUCCGGCGUCCCGCCGAUGAAGAUCGAUCCCAGUGGAAGGACAGCGCAGCCAGCCUCUCGUUGCGAGGACCCGGGUCCCACGGGAAAAGGCAAGGGCAAAGGAAAGACAAAGAAUGACGGUGGGUUGAAGGGUGACGGGAAGACGAAGAAGCCGCCGAACUACAGUGCCAAAGCCCAUGGGAAAGUGAAGUUGGGCCGGAGUACUUUGACCGAUGCUAAGUCGGAGACUUUGGCCUCAGGCUACAUUUCCCAGAUCCGGCUCUACCAGGCCCCGAUGGAGGCAGCAACCGAGGCACUCGAUUGGCGCCUCGUCGAGGGUGCCAAAGAUGAGGCGGCAUUGCUCCCGCUUGUCCAAACAUUGGAGAAAGCCGUGGAGUCUUACACCAAUGCGGUUCGCCCGAUCAAAGCACUCUUCGCUGCUUAG